Messenger RNA from Brassica napus (rape), 1821 nucleotides. RefSeq lists its product as uncharacterized. The transcript is spliced from 8 exons. The record is from RefSeq and is a predicted model, not a curated record. NCBI's taxonomy places the organism in Eukaryota, Viridiplantae, Streptophyta, Magnoliopsida, Brassicales, Brassicaceae. The coding region runs from base 847 to 1578 and encodes 243 amino acids.
AGAGAGAGAGAGAGAGAGAGAGAGAGAGAGAGAGAGAGAGAGAGAGAGAGAGAGAGAGACUUCCUCUUGAUUUCAUGUUCAUCUUCUGCAUCCCUCUCCUCCAUCUCAGCUGUGUCGCUUUCGCUUUGGGUCCUUCUUCUGCUUUCAUUCCCAUGAUAUAUUUCCAUGACACUUAUAAAGAAGUAGGCUUGGUUAACUUACAUCACUGUCAACCACAUGAAGGCUAAUUCCACUUAGAUCUCUUCGCCAACUCCAUCCUUCCUUUCAAAUUCCACCUCUUUCUUUUCCUUCCUUUAUCUUUCAGCCUUUAAUUUCACAUCUUUUUCUGAAAGUCAGAAUCUUUGUUAGGUUAUGUGAAUUGUUUUUGUUCAUGGGUCUAGUCAGAGCUUUGAUUUUUUUGUUCAAAACCAUGUACUUUAUCCGUUAAUUGAUUUGAAUGAUUCAUGUAUUCAUUUGCUCAGACCUCAUGUUGUAUUGUUUAUGCAAGUCUCUGUGAAACAAUAUAUUUCUCAUAUUAAUGGUUAUAGAAACAUAAGCUUCCAGUGUUCAAAAACUGCUUCCUUUCUUUUUGCAGGAAUCAAGCAAAGAGCGAUACAACGUUCCAGAUGCUCCUGUUCGAGAAAAGAAAAAAAGACACUGCGGCAUGAGAGGAUGUCAUAUAUUGAUAUGCAUUGAAACAGCUGGAAACUCCUAAUUAAUAAUUAGUACACUGGAUCCGCCUGUACGAUUUCUCAUUCUGUGCAUGAAUGGUUGGCAUUUUCCAUUUUUGUGUGCUACAAGUGCAUUCUUACAGCCAAUGCCCACAAUCACAAGAUUCCAAUCGCCGCUUAACUAUGGAAUUUAACUAUGGUUAUGCAUUUUUGGUGUGAAUUUUUGGUGUGUUCAAUGGCGAAUCAUUCAUGGUUAAGCGGCGAUUGGAAUCACCCGAAUGCGUACUUCAGAAACUCCAUAAUGUCGCCUGAAAGCUCAGAGAUGAGACACCACUCGGGAUCUACCAUGUAUUGGAGCUCCGAAGAACAAGCAAUUCUCGAAGAUGGUCUUGCUAGAUAUUCGUCGGAACCGAGUAUUUCACGUUACGCGAAAAUAGCGUUAGAGCUUCAGAACAAGAAGACCAUUAGAGACGUAGCUACGCGUUGCAGAUGGAUGCAUACGAAAGAAAAUAACAAGAGAAGAAAAGAAGACCACAAUAUGUCGGGAAGAGCCAGGGUUGACAAUAAGGAGAUUGUUGAUAUGGUGGUGGCUUCAAACUCAGCUACACAUAUGUUUGCAUCAUCACAUCUUCUUAGAGAAGAAGAUGGGAUCAAUAGUGAGCUUCUUAAACAGAAUCAACAACUCCUCAGUCAGAUUUCUGCAAAUCUCACAAAUUGCAAUCAGAUUUCUACAAAUGUCACAUCCUUGAGGUUAACAGAAAACUUGACUCUCUUUUGCAAGAGCAGAGACAACAUCAGGAAACUUCUCACAAAUUUGAGUGAGAAUGCCCCGGAGCAGAUGAAGCAUAUGCCACCAUGGCCGGAGAAAUUGAGAGAUGAUCAUGAUCAGCUACUUGAUUCAAUCCUUCCUCCCUCACAUCAACAAUGAACUUCUCUUUCUAUUUUUCUUUCUUUGCAAUUCAGCUCUUCAGGACAUUCUUUUUUAUUAUGUUUUAAAUCGGACUUCAGUUAUUAGGUUUUCUCCCAGUAGAAGCCCUAGCUUAGAGCAGAAGUUUAGCUCUUUGUAACUAGUUGAAGUGUAUCAAACAAAGUACAUUUGAUGCAAAAGCAUUUCCUUUGUUAAAUGUCAAGAUUAGUGGAGCCAAGGGCACCGAUAUUCUUGAUAUAAAAA